Messenger RNA from Misgurnus anguillicaudatus (oriental weatherfish), 1235 nucleotides. NCBI's taxonomy places the organism in Eukaryota, Metazoa, Chordata, Actinopteri, Cypriniformes, Cobitidae. The record is from RefSeq and is a predicted model, not a curated record.
AGAAACAACUGUUAUGACACGACAGACAUACAUCGAUGCACGUGUUUUAACAGAGGAAGUAGUAGACUUCCUACAUUCUUCGCAAUAGAAUGGCCUUACAUAUCUUCAUUUUUUCUACCGUCGUUCUCUUCAGCAAAGAGUGCAUGACUGAGACCUUGUUUGUGCAGAUGGGAACAUCUAUCCAACUGAAUAUAUCCAAAUUAACAGCAGAAAAUAACACACUUUUAUGGUCAAAAGAUAAGUUAAAUGUAGUCAGAUAUGAAAAGCCUAAAGAUCCAAAAAUUCCAGAUUCACACAAGAAUAAAGUGGUUUUCAAUUCUACAAACCUAUCUCUAACAUUGAAAAACAUGCAGAAGAAUGACAGUGGACCCUAUAAAGCCAUAACAAGAGGAGACUCAGACAUAGUUGUUGCUGAAUACAUCGUGUCUGUUAUAGAUGGUGUGGAUGCUCCUGAGCUGACUGUCAUCUCUAACUGGUCCAGCAGUGACUCUUGUACUGUAAACUUCACAUGUAGAGCUCAUAACCUCACACUUAACUCCACUUAUGAAAACAACAGCUGUUCUGUGGGGGGAGAUUCACUUGAAAUCUUCACUCUCAUCCUGAAUUGUACAGAGGAUUCCAUCAUCUGUAACCAUAGCAACCCUGUUAGCAGGAAGAUUGAAACACAGGAGGUUAAACAACUCUGUCCCCAAUACUAUAAAAACCACAAACAACAAACAGGUUCUUUUCAAAUACCUUGGUUUGUAUACCCCUGCAUUUUGGGUGCAUUACUGAUCUUUGGGCUUGUUUACUUCUUUUUUCGCAACAAAAAUAAAGGUCUGAAACAACUUGACAAUACAAUUUAUGCAGAAGUUGAGAGUCGACAAAUGCAAAGUGGCAAGAAAGAAUGUCACGUAUAUGAACUUCCAGAAAUGAUGUGCCCAACGGUGCAAAGUGGUAAUAAUAAACCCCAGACCACAUACUCCACAGUGGGACAACACCGAAAGCCUCACAAGAAAACACGGAAGCCCUCACAAGAAGUUCCCACGAAUAACAUUCUUUCCAUUUAUUCUGUGGUGUCUAAAUUGCCAGAUGUAUCACCUGUGGAUUGAUAUAUUUUAAAGUAUUGUUGCAUGCUGUGUUUAAUAAAAGCAGAUGUUGAGUCUGUCAAUAUACAGUUAAAGACAAAAUUAUUAGUGCCUUUGGUAAAUAUGAGCAAAGAAACCUGGGGAAAUAAAUCUGCAAUCUGUCUAGUU